AUGGCUGCUACAGCCCUGGGAAAUGACAGGAUAGCCUCCCUGGAUUUGAAAAUAGCAACGAUCCUCCUAUUCCAGACGGUUGUUAGAAUCCUGGGGAAUUUCUCACUCACGAUUCAUUACAUCCUCCCUCACUUCUAUGGAUACAGGUCACGGUCCACAGACUUGAUCCUCAGGCACCUGACGGUAGCCAACUCCUUGGUCAUUCUCUCUGCAGGAGUGCCCCAGACAUUGCUUGCUUUUGGGUUAAAACAUUUCCUCAAUGAUUUUGGAUGCAAACUUGUUUUAUAUCUUCAAAGGGUGGCCAGAGGUAUGUCCAUUUGUACCACCUGCCUCUUGAGUGUCUUCCAGACCAUCACCAUCAGCCCUAUGCACUCCAGGUGGGCAGAGCUUAAACUAAAAGCCCUGAAGUACAUCAGUCCCUCCAGUAUCCUCUGCUGGACACUACACAUGUUGGUCAAUGCCAUUGUUCCUAUCUAUGUGUCUGGGAAAUGGAGGAACAAUACCAUCAUAAAGAAAACUGUACUGGAAUACUGCUCUACUACACAGCAUGACAAUGUGACAAUCUCACUUUAUGCAGCAUUCGUAUCCUCCCAUGAUGUUUUCUAUUUGGGAUUCAUGUCCUGGGCCAGUGGCUCCAUGGUUUUCAUCCUGUACAGACACAAGCAGAGGGUCCAACACAUUCAUAGGAACAACAUCUCCCCCAGAUCCUCUGCUGAAACCAGGGCCACCCAAAGUAUCCUUGUCCUGGUGAGCACCUUUGUAUCAUUUUAUGCCCUCUCUUCCAUUAUUUAUGCUUAUUUAGCUCUCUUUGAUAGUCCCAGUUGGUGGCUGGUGAACAUGUCUGCGUUAAUCACGGCGUGCUUCCCAACAAUCAGCCCCUUUGUUCUCAUGAGCAGUGACUCCCGUGUACUGAGACUUUGCUCUGUCUGCUGUGGAAGGAAUAUACAAUUUCUAUCUCUCAUAAGAAAAUGAUAGUAAUACAUACAUUUUGUACCAUGUUCAGUCAUUGAUGAGCACAUCCCUCACAGAACCUUAAGAACAAUUACUGGCUAGUCUCACUGCAGAAAGAGUGGUGAACUAGGCAGACUGAGGCUAUGCCCCGAUGAUAAACAGUAAAUAAUAGUAGCAAUAGUAAACGAAAUCUGAUGUCAGUGUUAUAUAAGUACUUAUAGAGUUGUAUUUUAUUAAUGGUUGCAAUGGAGAUGUUCAGAGCCUGCACAAUGACAAAGGUUAGUCGAGAAAUAAUGUGUUUGUUCUUGCUAGUUGCUGUCAAGUCAGCUUCUACUCGUAAUGACCUUAUGUAUAACAGAAUGAAAUGUUGCCUGGUCCUGCACCAUCCUCACAAUAGUUGGUAUAUUGGAGCCCAUUGUUGUAGCCACUAUGUCAAUCCAUCUCUUUGAAGGUCUCCCUCUUUUUCAUUGACCCACUACCUUACCAAGCACCAAGUCCUUCUCCAGUGAUUGGUCCCUCCUGAUGAUGUGUCCAAUGAAAGUAAAACCAAGUCUGCCCAUCCUUGCUUCUAAGGAGCAU
Loxodonta africana (African savanna elephant) is the source of this 1530-nucleotide messenger RNA. Its product is annotated as vomeronasal type-1 receptor 2-like. Gene Ontology annotation, cellular component: membrane. The transcript has 2 exons. Gene Ontology annotation, biological process: G protein-coupled receptor signaling pathway. The record is from RefSeq and is a predicted model, not a curated record. Gene Ontology annotation, molecular function: pheromone receptor activity. Lineage: Eukaryota; Metazoa; Chordata; Mammalia; Proboscidea; Elephantidae. Bases 1 to 972 code for a protein of 323 amino acids.